Salpingoeca rosetta is the source of this 951-nucleotide messenger RNA. RefSeq lists its product as uncharacterized. NCBI's taxonomy places the organism in Eukaryota, Choanoflagellata, Craspedida, Salpingoecidae. The coding region runs from base 55 to 885 and encodes 276 amino acids. Gene Ontology annotation, cellular component: HAUS complex; cytosol. Gene Ontology annotation, biological process: spindle assembly. The record is from RefSeq and is a predicted model, not a curated record. The transcript is spliced from 9 exons.
UUUCGCGAUUCUUCCAAACUUCCACCACCAAAACAACAAGGAAGACAAAAGACGAUGGCGACGUUGGCAGAACAGUACACGGAGGUGAAAGACUGGCUGCAAGAGCUGUUUCGUGACGAGGAUGACGUGCCCCCGUUUGACAACAAUGCAGCCACGAUCCAAGCGUUGUAUUCCUUAUGUCGGGAGAGCAAGAAGACCGAUGCCAUGGCAGAAGCCGCAACCACAGAUGCAACUAAGCGGGCGCAGGAGUACAGAUUAGGAAGUGCGCAGCUCACAAGCUUGCUCGAUUCCGUUGGUGUCUCCGAAAACGCUCUCACUCCCACAGGGCGUGAGGCCUUGGAUGCUCUCGUUGAAACGCAACUUCAGUUGCAAACACGCGACAACGACGGAUACACCAUCAUGGCGGGCGUAAGCCAUCACGAGGGCCAGCGGCAUGCGGCGCGCCACGCGCACGCGCGCGCGGCAGAAAGACUUCAGAGAACACAAACUGCAUGUGCACAAGCACAACGCCGACUCAACGCCACAACAAAGGUGUGCGAUGAUCUCUCACGCGGCAAGACGGCGGCUGCUGUUGAUGCGCGCUGGCGGGAGGCGGAUGUGCAGCAGCAGCUCGAGGCCGUCGCAGACACCAAGCGCUCCCUCACACACAGAGAGGCUCACCUGGAGCGUCUCGGUUUCUCCAGCGACAUUAUGCACAACAACUUGCAGCAGCUGCAACAGGCUACGGCAGCCAUUCAGCGCGAGUGCGAUGCCCUCGAGCAACAGCUCCAGGCCGUACAACCACUACCCAAGGAUGUGCGAGAAGCGCGCGUGUAUCUGGAGCGUGCGCGGCUACGGCGGCAACAGCUCGUGGACAAGCUCAAGGCAAACUUUGAUCACAUGUAGCAGCAGCUGAUGUGCCGUUGCAGUCACGCAUACACACACGCACACACACACACACACACACACACA